Molecule: messenger RNA, 2220 nt
Organism: Argiope bruennichi
Lineage: Eukaryota; Metazoa; Arthropoda; Arachnida; Araneae; Araneidae
Exons: 8
Coding region: 302-1825 (507 amino acids)
Source: RefSeq, a predicted model, not a curated record
AGCACCAAGGGCAGAGUGCUUCGGUGAAAACCGGCAUCUAGAAUUUGGGUGCUACUGUACCAAGUAAUAUUUGGAUUAUGUGAUCAGGAAUGCCGUUGUGUUUAAGAAUGGAAUUUUUUAAAAUUCACGUAUUUAGCUUAGCAACUGCUAGUUUUCUGAAAGACUCCUGCGAUACUAUAGGAAUAUAUUACAAUAACAAAUCACCUCGAUUAUACAUUAAUUGAUGAGUGAUUUUCUUUUCUGUUUCCUUUAAAAAUUACUUUAUUCUUAAAGAAAUCCGAAUAAAUGUGAACAGGUUAACAUGUCUUUCUCUGAGAAUAAACAAUCACAGCUAUCAGCUGAAAAUCAUCCAGACAGUUCUCCCAAACACGAAUCCAGCAAAAAAUCACAAUCAUUCCUAUCAUCUGUUUUCAGCAGUCAUAAACCAUUUAGCAAGAAGCACCUAUUUAGCUCUGGAAGUGAAGAUAAACAAUGGACGAAUGAAAAAGGACAAGGCUUUUUCAGCUCUGUCAUUCAUUCCAAUCAAGGUCUGUUGACGGAUUUAUCUUCCAGAUUAGAAGCAGCUUUGAGCUUAAGUUUAGAUGCUUUGGACUCGGAUUCGUCGUCCAAAAGUGAUGAGACUUCAUGCAAAAACUCCACCAUCAACGAGCUGUCCAACAGCAGUUCUCAAGUUGAUAUCCGUCGAAUAAGCUUGCCUGUGACAAAGACUGAGCAAAUUGCUCGACAUCGCUAUUCAAAAAGGCGAGGCACCAGACAUAAAGAUCGAUCUGUCUAUGGCCAGCCAGAAAUUGCCCCUUUCGAAGUCAAGACGAAGUCCUGGAAAGAUCAUUCCCAUUCUCAGGAGUCGCUUGAUACAGUCGAUAGUGGUCAAAGCUUAGGUAACUGUAGCAGCUUGUCUGCUAGUGGUACCGACUACAGGUCAUCGAAAAAUGAUCCCUUCUAUGUCUUCCGUCACACUGAGUCUCUUGGCAUUGGCAGUGAAUCCGAUCCAUGUGGUCAAAGUACCUCUUUGGACUCCUCUGAUGCUGAAUCUAUACCAGAUGGGCGAGGAUUUGGUUUCGGAAGAUCGGCUUCGGGAAGUUCUCUGCAUUCUUGGGCAUCUAGUCCCAGCAAUGAUAGUCAGCCAGAUGAUAUUACGAUGGAGGCAAUGGAAUUUAUGAAACGCUUUGUGAAAAAGAUAUUUUUUGAUAGUGUCUCCAUUACAUUUGAAGAAAAAGCGAAAUUUGGAGAGCUGUGCCGAUAUGAAAUUGGACGGUUGUGGUUUGGACGUUGUGUCAAUGGGCAGAGAGUCCAUAACAAGUUAGUGAAAGAAUCCACUUUUUAUAGUCUAGUACAAUACUUUGCUAUUGUAUUGUUCGAGUGUGCCGAAGCUGAUGAUUUUUCGCCAGCUAAAUCUAUUAUGAAUAUGUGCUUUACGUUUUACCAUGAAAGAAUAAGUCGGGAUGGACGUCCUUCUUGUAGAGAAUAUUUAUUUAGUUACUUGAAGGACCAGCCUAUAUGGAGAUCUAUUCGAUUUUGGAAUGCUGCUUUUUUUGAUGCAGUCCAGUGUGAAAGAGCUAAUAGAGAGAUUCCAACCAGAGAUAAACUUGGACAAUAUAGUGCUGAGGAUCUUAGAGAUGAAAAGAAAUUCCAAGAAAAUAUUUUCUUUGGUCAGUUAGGAACUUUUACAUAUAAUAUGUAUGCAUUUGGACUUAGCAAAGAAUUUGCUAUGGAAUUUCUCCGUAAACAAUGUAUCAUUGCAAGCUUAUCCAAAGAGCAUGUAUUAUUACUGAGAGAAAACAUUGAUCGAAUGUACAGUGGUUCUAUAGGAAAUGAAUGUUCCUGAAAUGUAUUAUAGAAAAUGUAUGCUGGAUAUAUUCAGUGUCUGUAUCAUUCCAAUUUUGUCUUUCACAUUAAUUCAAAUUAUUCAGCUGGUCUGAAAUAAUUUGAACUCCAUAUUUUUUAGAAAUUUUUUUCAUGCAUUUUGUGUUAUAACUAGAUAUACAUAAAGAAAGCUGUUCAGUUAUAUAGAAUAUAUAAACAUAUUUACAAUUGCUUUGACAUAUAUGAAUACAUACACUUACUAAUUAAAUUUAUGAGAACUAUUUAAUGCACUUUUGUGUAUUAAAUAUAUUGCAUAUUGAUAUUUCAUAUAAUAUUCAAUGCAUAGUGAAUAGUCACAAGUGAAUUUUUCUCUAUACAUUUUAGUGUAAAUGCAUUAUCGCACAAUAUCGUUAAUUU